Molecule: messenger RNA, 3872 nt
Organism: Astyanax mexicanus (Mexican tetra)
Lineage: Eukaryota; Metazoa; Chordata; Actinopteri; Characiformes; Acestrorhamphidae
Gene: gpc1a
Product: glypican 1a
Exons: 10
Coding region: 482-2137 (551 amino acids)
Biological process (GO): negative regulation of fibroblast growth factor receptor signaling pathway; regulation of protein localization to membrane; cell migration
Cellular component (GO): extracellular region; plasma membrane; cell surface
Molecular function (GO): fibroblast growth factor binding
Source: RefSeq, a predicted model, not a curated record
AGCUUCAGCAGCAGCAGCAGCCGGAGAGGGGAGACUGAGUGACGGGCGGCUGAAGCAGCGGCAGCAGCAGCACACUGCGGGGGAGGAGCGCGGCUGAGCCCCGCUGCACUGUGUAUGUUUUAGCUAUCACUCCGGCUUCUCCUCCAGCGCAGUUACAGCCGACGCUCCACCGCCAGCUCUGACACGACAUGAGCAGCAGCAGGCACGGGAACCCUCCGGACUAAAGACCCGAGAGAGAGAGAGAGUCGCCGACCGAGGCUGGCUGAACCCCCGCGGGCUGCCGGGCUGAUACACGCCGAGCGCGGCCGGGCGUGAGGCGGCUUAGACGCGCCGCUCUCUCUAACCUGCCUGGGUCCAUCCGGGCGGAGCUUCUCCACACUUUUCUCCCAGCGUGCAAGGUGGAUUUAUAGAGACACCGGGUGCCUUAAUACCUGUCUUCUUUGGUGGGACUUGUUUAAAUCACCGGUCCGCGUCUUUAAGGAUGGAUUUCACCCCGGUCUCCGUGGCUCUGUGCCUGCUGGCCGUGUGCGUGUGCGCGGCGGAUAAAGCCAAGAGCUGCACCGAGGUCCGUCACUUCUACAGCGGGAAGGGCUUCACCCUGAACGGGGUACCCAACUCGGAGAUAUCCGGUGAGCAUCUGCGCGUCUGCCCUCAAGGAUACACCUGCUGCACCAGCGCCAUGGAGGAGACCCUGUCCAACCUGAGCCGGAGGGAGUUUGAAGGACUGGUCAGAGAGGCUGGACGCUCCAUCCAAGCUACGCUCAACGCCCAAUACAGGAGCUUUGAUACAUACUUCAUAGAACUUCUGAAUGGAUCCGAGCGCUGGCUGGAGGAAGCAUUCGUUAAAGCCCUGGGGGCUCUGUAUGGGCCCAAUGCGGUGGUCUUCCGUGAUCUGUACUCGGAACUGCGGCGCUACUACAGGGGCGCGGCGCUGAACCUGGAGGAGGCUCUGGAUGAGUUCUGGGCUCGUCUGCUGGAGCGAAUGCUGAAGGCCUCUGACCCGGCCGCUGCUUCGCUCAUCUCUGACGACUUCCUGGAGUGUGCGUCCAAGCAGGCCGAGACUCUGCGUCUGUUCGGUGAAGCCCCUCGCGAGUUGAAGACCCGGCUGGUGCGCGUGUUCGUCGCCGCCCGUGCUUUCGUGCAGGGCUUAAACAUGGCCGGAGAUGUCGUGAGGAAGGUUUCUCAGGUUCCUCUGACUCCUGAAUGUAACCGUGCCAUUAUGAAGCUGGUGUACUGCCCGCACUGCCGGGGCCUGGGCUCCGUCAAGCCCUGCGCCAAUUACUGCAAAAACGUCAUGAAGGGCUGCCUGGCUAACCAGGCCGACCUGGACACGGAGUGGCAAAACCUCAUAGACACUAUGCUGCAGGUGGCCUCGAGCUUCGGGACAGAACCAAGCAUGGACGUAAUUCUCCACUCCAUCCCUGUGCGCAUCUCAGAGGCUGUGCAGCACAUGCAGGAGAACAUGGAGCUCUACACCAACAAGCUUUUCCAGGCGUGUGGGGAGCGGGGAGAAGAAGGAACACCGACCUCAGUGUCUGAGGAGCCUAAAAAGAAGGAGAGCACAGUGACGACGCUGGAGUACAAACCCAGCUCUGCUGCUGCAGUCAGACUAGAGGUGCAGGUCUCUGAUGUGUCGAGUAAGCUAAAGGAGAUGCAGAUGUUCUGGAUCCAGCUGCCCUCUGCUCUCUGCAACAGUAAAGCGGCGUCCGGCUCCUCCAACAACGACAAGUGCUGGAACGGCAUGGCCAAAGCCAGGUACCUGCCUGAGAUCAUGGGAGAUGGACUGGCCAAUCAGAUCAAUAAUCCAGACGUGGACAUCGACAUCACCAAGCCAGACAUGACAAUACGACAGCAGAUCAUGCAGCUGAAAAUCAUGUCCAAUCGUCUGAAAAACGCUCUGGAUGGAAACGAUGUGGAUUUCCAGGACACAAGUGAUGACAUCAGCGGCUCAGGCAGUGGAAUGUGCAGCGAGCAGGUCUGUGUCCGGGGGCCGCCUGUGUUCGGACCCAAACUGGACCGACCCAAACUGGACGUCUACAACCCAGCAAAGAACAAAGCGAAAGGCUCUGGAUAUCAGAUUCAGCCCUGCAUCUCCUUAAUUCUGCUGCUGCUCGUCAGCCUCCUGCUCAGACGUUAACGGGCCAGACAGCGGACUGGAACCAGGCAGAAGGAGUUGUGGGUGCCUAACACAGCUCAUAGAGGGAGCACUAGAUCGCCAUUCCAAAACCACGGUCUUGGAGAUGACCUUUUGUGAGGGAUGGCCUCUGGAAAACAUUAAGAAUGUAGUCAUUGUCUGUCCUUGUGCUGAUUUGAGUAGCGGACCCCAUCCUGACGUACUGGAAGGAGGAGGGACCAGGGGAGGAAGUGAGGCCUACAGGGGCUGGUGGUAAGCUUACACUUGGAACAUAUGAGGCAGUGGUCCUUUAGGAAAGCUAGCUCUGCAUGGAUACUGUCUGUAAGAGGUGACUGUGUAGAGAACAGGAACAAUUGCGGGCUUUUUUACCCUUCUGUCUCAAACCAAUAGGUUCACUCUUCUCUGCUCCAGAGAGCCCUAAUCUAUCGGCAAUAUUUCUCUAGAGGGAGAAAACAAGUUCUGCAUGCACUGACACAUCUGUGUCAGCAAUGAAUGUAACUGUAAAAUAGCUGAAUGCAUUCAGUGGAAGGGUUUUUUUUUUAAUGAAUAUUUGAAGCUCGUCACUAAAUGCAAUCAAAUUAAAACAACAAUGCUCCAAAAUGUAUAAGCAAUCCUUCCUGGAGAGUAGAGACACUUUCUCCAACAAAAGCAGGAUGAUCUCAUUUUAAUACCAUAAGGCACACUACCAAUGAACAUCUAUUUUCUGAUCUAUUUUCACACAAAAGGCGCACCAGAUUCUAAGGCGCAUUUUAAGCAACAAUAGUAAGGAACAGGGGUGUCGCCAUGUUUCUCUAUUAAUGGGAAAGCGCCUAAGUAAACAAAUUUCUAAUUCUUAAAAAAAAAAAACCAUUCUUUCAAAGUCAAACGAGCGUUGGUUAUUUAUCUACACAGAUUUCCUGAAAACUGCUUAUUUGGGUGAGUAAAUCGCUUCUGUUUAUUUACAGUAAGCUUAGAUUUCCAAUAUUCUCAACAGCACAAUUAGCAGUGCUUAGCGCUAGUAAAUGCCACCCGAUAGUGCUACACUGAGGAACCCUGAGUGUUCCGGUAUGUCAGGGCGAUAUCAGAUAGCGGUUCAUCCCACGUAGCUUGUUUUAACACCUUAAACACACACGCUACAGUCUGAUAUUAGCACGGUUAGCGGCUAAUGCUAAGACUGCUCCAGCCUCGGUGAUGGUGAAAACGUCUAUAUAAUGCUGUUCCUGGCUGUGUGAAUUCAUACAUAAGGUCACCAGCGAUUUUAUGGAAAGUUAAAGACUUUUAAGUGUUAAAAUUGAUUUCAGAAAAAACAGUGGAUGAGCAGGUGUCCCAUACUUUUGUCCAUAUAGUGCAAGUUUGAUAGUGUUGAUUCAGACUUGAUUCAGAGUGAAUGAAAGAACACAGUCGUUUAAUAGAACCACGUUGCCUCUUCCACUUUCAGCUCCACUUCAAGCCUUUACUUUAAAACCUCUCUAUAUGGCACACUGUUGACUUAUUCCUGUACUAAGACUUACCAAUAGACUUCUGACAGUAUUUUAGUGUGCACUGAAUGUAACUGUCCUACAAAGAUUGAAACAAAAAAUGUAAAGGUCCAUCAAACGCUCUGUAUCAUCACUAUGCUUUUUUUAAAAUGCCAUUACACAGAAGUUUCUCUGCCCUGUAUUUACAGAAAUGCUGGCGUUUAAUGGGACUCUGUAUGAAAUGUCUUUCUCUCUCACCUGCAUAGUCUUUGUAUCACAUCUCAAAUAAAACUGUAAUUUUC